Molecule: messenger RNA, 1035 nt
Organism: Striga asiatica
Lineage: Eukaryota; Viridiplantae; Streptophyta; Magnoliopsida; Lamiales; Orobanchaceae
Source: the annotation of a GenBank genome assembly
AUGUCGCCGGAAAAAAGCAAUCCAUCUUGUUCUUGUUCUCCUUGGCUGAUGCUGCAACCCGUAUAUGAAGCCGGCGCCACCUGCUCGGCCGCCACCACGUUGACUUACAAAUUCUACAACCUGGCCGAGAACAGGCGCAAAACCUGCGAUCUGUUACUCUACAACCCCAUAUCCCGCCGCCGCAUAAAGCUCCCACCUUUCUACGGCCAGCAUGAUUAUCUACGUCUCCUUAAGUGUUUCCUGAUCCCUUCCUCUCCCGACACUGAAAAAUGUGUGGCCGUGAGCCUAAUCUACUAUGCGAAUUCCAUGGCUGUGUGCUGCCCCUUCUCCAGUGACAACUGGACCUGGUUCGGCGCAAAUUCCAAAAACAGCAAUUAUUAUAUAGAUUGCGUCUACUCCACAACCCAACACACACUCUUUGCCCUCACGGCCGAUACUUAUCAAUUGGAGGCUUGGGACUUUACUGCUUCACCCCCGGAAUUGAUACGAAUUAUGGGUGAGUUUAGAAGUAUCCUCGAGAAAAAAGAGAAUUUGACGAAGAAGGAGUUGUUACAGUCGAAAGAUGACUUGACAUGUUGGCAUUGUUACUAUCUGGUGGUUGCCGGAGAGGAUCUCCUGGUGGUGACUCAGUACAUCAUGCUAUCCGUUGACUCGGAUGGUUUGUAUGUGGACUACGAGUGGGAUGAUUUGGAGAGACCACGUUUUGAGCUCCCGACCGUGACUAUUGAUUUUGAUGUUCAUAGAUAUGAUCCGGAGGAUGGGGAUCUCAAGUAUGUGGAAGGUUCGUGCUUGGGUGGUUGGGCUCUUUUCGUUGGUACCCACAGCCAUUCUGUUGCGUUGCAUGCGCCUGAGCUCAAGCCCAACUCAAUUUACUUUACGGAUCCUUUAGCAACAUAUAGGCAUCAAGGUAACCAUGACAUUGGCAUUUUCAGUUAUGAGGACAAGACUGUGUCACCAUGCUAUUAUCCAUGCGACCCUCCCAACCUAAAACCGAUUUUCCCACCGCCCAUCUGGUUUUUCCCAAGCAGCUUCUGA